AUGAAUCCAGACGACUUGGAAGACACCCAUUUGUGCAUAAAAUGCAAUGCCACAAUUAUCGGAUUGGAAAAAUAUAUUGAACAUCGAAAGCAAAACUGCCUGGUUGCCGAAAAGCUGGCAGUGACCACCUCAGCGGAAGGACCUGUCACCACAUCAACUCCCACCCAAGUUUCGGCAUCAAUUAUCAGUCGCAGCAACUUGGAUCACAGUUACGAUGGCUUCCAUUUCACGGAACCGGAAGCUCCCAGCAGCUAUUUGCGGAAAACAGCAGCCAGUCAUGGCGGAAAGACCUCAAAGUCCCUGACCGAAGCCUAUGAUCUGACCUAUGAACUGGGUGCUGAUCUGUUCUUUUCUUCGCUGCAACUGCAGAGUGUUUCUACGGGCGGGAAGACAGGAUCAGUGGCACGACAGGAGAGGCCCAAGGAGGAUUCAUGGCCAGCACCCGGAAGAGAUCCACUGCUGAAAGCUGUGCGGGAGCACGAGGAUACUGUUUUCAAGCCACUCAAUUUCGAUCACGACUCCCCGGAAGCCAGUGAGGAAGAGGAUGAGGAGGACGAGCCGGAUGAUUUCGACCCGGAGCCGGAGGAAGACGACGAAGAGUAUGACGUGAGGCGUCACUCGCCACCGACAGUGCCCGCCACUCAUACAGGCGGCAAGUGGAAGCCCGAGCACCGCCCUCAGCUCCGGCAUCCGCAUAUCGAACGGAUCUCGCCCAGCUGGGAUGAGCCACCCGAGGAGGCGUUCAUCCACCCGCCAGAGGACCACACCAAGGGCAAGUGGGUGCCCGGCAGCAAGCAGUUGGAGUACCGCGAAAACAUAGACCUCACCAAACUGGAGCAGCCGGGGGCCAGCUAUUGGUGCAACAUUUGCUGCAGGCGCCUGAAGAGUCGCCUAAACUACGAACAACACUUGAGAAGUGGCUACCACUUGAAAAGGGCUGAGGCCGAGUGCCAGUUGGAGCAGGCCACCUUGGGCAGGGAGCUCAAUCUGAGCAAAGAGUUCGCCGUGGAGGUCAAGGACAAGGAGAAGGAUCCAUCACAACCAGAAAAGAGGAAAAGGCGAGCCAACUAUCUGCGCUGCGAUCUUUGCCGGCACACAAUGGCUCGCCACCUGAUGGGAAAACACCUGAUCUCCCACUACCAUUUCCGACGGCUGCAGCAGCAACAAAAUCAAGGUAGGAGACAGGCGUCCCUGCAGGACAUCCUUACCCACAUGGGCAGCAUAGUGAGGCAGUCUCCGUUUCAGUGCCUGCCCUGCAGAUUCUAUGCCAACACGGAGGAGGCUUUCCUUGACCACUGGCAGUCCCCGACCCACUCAGCUCUCACCCAGAAACUGGGUGGCUCUUUUUGGUGUAGCUACUGCCAGUUCGAGUGCCCCACCAACGAUGAGAUGUGGAUGCAUUUGCUCCAUGCCUCCCACAAGGAGGUGGUCAUGGCGCUGAAUCGCUCUGUUCCCAUUUACAUAGCCCAAAGAAGACACCUCCAGUGCUCCAGUUGUGGGCUGAGCUUCCUAUACAACUUCCAACUGCGCCACCACUUUGCCACCGACCAUCCUGGCCAGACUGCAACUGGAAGUGCUGGGGAUGACUAUCAGUGUAGGUUCCGAUGUGGCCUGUGUGGCAUGCCGCAAAAAUCUCGCCUGGCUCUGCAACGCCACGAAAAGCACAAACAUCACGUGGCCAGGUAUUACUGUGCCAUUUGUCGACUGGACUUUGAGACGCCUCUGGAGGCACGACGCCAUCGAAGCUUAAUGCAACACAAGCUGAAGGCCAGACCGGAAGGGACGAAAGCCCACCCGGACAAAGAAAUUGAAAGUAUGCUGCGGGAAGUUCUGGAUGACCCCUCAGAUCCAAAUGCCAAUCCCUCAAAGAAAACCAAGGUUGUUCCCAAAAAAUGCGCCAACUGCGAGGAGGUCUUUGAUUCUCCUCAGAAUUUAUCCCGCCAUCGAGCCGAGAUGCAUCCUGCCGAGAAUCAUGUCUGCCUGAGCUGUGGCCAAAGCUUCCAAUCCGCUCAAGCUUUGGGCAGGCACACCCGGAGCUGCCAGCCCCAGGCCAGCACAUCCUCCUCUGCAUCCACAGCAUCCGAAAAUCCCAAGAGCACCAACUACUCCUGCGAUCAAUGCCAGUUUCGUUCCCAAUUCGAAUCUGAUCUUAUUUAUCAUCGUUUCUUCCACACCCGUACAGGGAGUAUUGGCAAAAACGAACUACUCCAGUGUCCGCUGUGUCCCAAGCACUUCAAAAAGCAUUCCCUCAGAGCUCAUCUCCGAAAUCACACCGAUGAGAGGCUCUUCGAGUGUCCGGAGUGCAAGCUAAAGUUUGCCCGAAGACACAACUUGAAGAAUCAUGUGGCCACAGUUCACAGAAAGAAAGGGGAUCUGGAGGCAACUAAAUUGGCCAAGAAAAAAGAGACCAGCAAACAAAACAAAGCCAAAUAUCAGUGUGGAACCUGUGGAAAAAUUUUAGCCAAAAAAUACAGUCUGAAACAGCAUGAGUUGGGUCAUCAAGAGGCAUUGAAAAAGAAUUUUAAAUGCCAGGUUCCGGAUUGUUCCUAUGCAGGAUUGACCCAGGAGAGUCUCAAAACCCACCUCGUCUCCCACUCCCAAGAAAGCCACAAGUGCGACCGGGAAAAUUGUGCCUAUGUGGGCAAAAGUGAACUACAUCUAAAGAGACACCUCAAGUCUGCCCAUGCCGCGGAGAAGGGUGGCGGAGAGGAGUGGUACUCGUGCGAUCAGUGCGAGUUCAGGGCCCGCAUCAAGGGCCACCUCCGCCGGCACUCGUUGCGCCACUCGGGCCAGAAGCCCCACCAGUGCCCCCACUGCGAUUUCCAGUGCAGCACCAUCGACAAUUUACGCAAACACAUCGUCAAGACUGGCAAGCAUCCCGGCAAGUUCAUCUACGAGUGCAAGAAGUGUGAGGACCAGGAACCCGGUGAGGUCUUUAAAAGUAACAGCUACAAGGAUUACCAAAAGCAUUUGAAUACACACAAAGUAGACUAA
Drosophila bipectinata is the source of this 2994-nucleotide messenger RNA. RefSeq names its product zinc finger protein 84. Gene Ontology annotation, cellular component: nucleus. Gene Ontology annotation, molecular function: DNA-binding transcription factor activity, RNA polymerase II-specific; zinc ion binding; RNA polymerase II transcription regulatory region sequence-specific DNA binding. NCBI's taxonomy places the organism in Eukaryota, Metazoa, Arthropoda, Insecta, Diptera, Drosophilidae. Gene Ontology annotation, biological process: regulation of transcription by RNA polymerase II. The record is from RefSeq and is a predicted model, not a curated record.